CCAAAAUGGCGUCCAACUUCAACCAAACCGCAACAGAAAAUACUAAAAAAAGAUAUUUCGUAUUCACUCUUACAUGUUUUAGAUUAUUUUAGGAGGAAGAGAGAUAGAUUGAUAGUGUUCGUGAGUUUGUGUAGAUGUAUUUUGCUAAAUGGUUGAGAGACGGUCAAGUGGGAAGUUUUCCAAACAGUUUUCAUCUCGUGAAACAUCAUCACCUGUUAGUGAGUUUGAUGAAGAUAAACUACAUUUGGAGGGAAAAUAUCUGGAUAAUGGGUUAGAAAUAAGGCCUCCUAGUGGYACUAAUCACCAGCAACCUGGGUCACAUUUGAGCAUUGAUACAAGGCUUUCAGAGCUCAGUCUAGUUGAUGACUACAACGAGGUCAGCAAUGGGGUGUUCUCUGAACCCUGUUCGUUUAGUGCUUCAAGCAAGAACAAACACAGAGUGCAAGUAAACAAGCCUAAUUGCUACAUAUCCUCACCUUUUAAACAAGGAUACCAAGUCCCAGCUAGGAAGGGUCCAUUUAAGGUUGUUGAUCCAAGUUAUGAACUCAAGAAUGUAACCCAAGAAAGUAUUGCAAGAGUUAGACAGCAGUUCAGAAAACCAAAGCCACCCUCACAACCAUCUCACUAUACUCAGAGACUGAGGAAAGCUAGGCUGAAGACCACAGGUAGACCAUUCAGUGGAUCAGGUCCAUGCAUCCAGCAGUGCAAGGGAAUUCAGUCAGGUGUAAGAGUGACACACAACUCAGGUCAAACUGGUUUAUACUCCAAUGAAGUCUACUCACGUAUGGGAUCCCCAUUCCUAAGACCAGGCAGUCCUACAGAACUCUUAAGACCAGAAAGCUCUAUUCACUGUCCAUCAAGGGCUUCAACUAAAAAUACAUCUCAAGAGGAUAGUAUGUCUGAGUACAGUUUUGAUGCUGACGGUGCUAGUGUUGAUAGCUGGGUUAAUGCAUACUCAAACUUUGAGAGGAAAGGUUGCCUUAGUCGUGGUGAAGUUCAUGGCAAAGAACAUGUGAGAGACCAAGACAUUGUUAAUUCACAAUGUGGCAAUGUGCAGAAAAAAGAACUUGAAAUCCUUAAACAUGAUGUUGUGGAAGGAAAUCCUUCCAAAUUGUCAGAAGAGGAACGAUUUUCAAAAAGACUUGAAGAAUUGCAUACACAAAACCAAAAAGAAUCAAUUGUUUUAAAAGAGAAUAAAGAAAAUGAUAAAAAAUACAGAACUCAAACUAAUGAUGGCUGUAAGCCAUUUCAUGAUAAUGUUGAUAAUGGUGAUACGGACGAUGAUGAAGAAGACAAUCAAAGAAAACCUCAACCUUUGCUAUCUAGUUACCAUAGCAACAGGUUGGGUAAUGGACAAAAUGUUACUUCGGAUUUGAAUCGUAACAUCCAAGGAACAAAAGAACACAAAACUAAGACAUCUGAAAACCGAUCAACAAACUGCACUAAUACUGAGUCACAUUCUUCUAUUGAGGAUGAUGCUCAACCCAAUGGYUCAAGGACUGAGAAUGGUAUAGAAAAUGAAGCGGUUAGAAUAGAAUCAUCUACAAGUAUUUGUUCACCCAUCAUAACUGUACAUGUCAGGAAAAGAGAGACUAUAGAAGAAACAGCCAAUGAUAACGAUAAUUUCUUGAAGAAUCUUCCUCAGAACAAUGUGGACAAUAAUGCUGCUGGUGAUGCGGAUAUUGGAACUUCUAAUCCAUAUCAUAAUAGUGUUGAUGAUGAAAUUCAUGGCCUGGUUGAUGAUGAUGAUAAUGAUGACUUAGAUACAGAUCGAUUACCUUCAGCACAAAUAUGGAAAAAUCUCGACCAAUUAAAUUUGAGCAUGAACGCGCACCACAAUAUAUUUGAAUCCAAAAAUCAUCUUGACUUCUCCUUGAAAGCGCGGAAAGUACAAUCCGCUGGAACACAGAGAAAACCACUUAAUCUGAACACUAGCCAGCAAUACUCUAACUCUAACAAAACAAAGGAAAGGUCUAAAGCAUCUUCCGCUAAACUGAAAAGCAAAAAUGAUUCUAAGACAUUGAUGGAUAAAGCUGAGUUAUUGCGCAAGUAUUUGUCUGAGGAGAGCAGAAGAUUUUCUGCGGAUUUGCGGUCAAAACUGCCUGGGUAUUUUAUGGAACAGUUUGACAUCAUACAACAAGGAAAGCUUGGAAAUACGUCUUUGGAAUCGGAUGAUGUUCAAGAGAUGUUAGAAAAAGCGAUAGUAAAGUUUCAAGGAGAAAAAAUGGAAUCUAAUUACAGUACGGAAGAAAAUAUAAAAAGUGAAUUGAAUAGGAACGAAAAUGACAGGGAUAGCGCGCUUUGGGAAUGCAAAGAUUUUCAGGUGGAUCAAGUAGUCGAGCCAUUUAGUGAUCCUACAUCUUUUGGGGUGUUCUUUACAAUGGAUUCAACAAGUACGGACAUGGAAUCCAUGUCGGGAAGAACAGAAGAGACGACAGGAGAUCACAGUGAAAGCAGGGAGUUUAGUGAUGAUACGGGUUUUGAAACUAUGCCCGGUAGUACGGGAGUACACGAUAAACCGAACUCAUACGAUGGUUUUAGUGAUGAUGAGAAAUCACCAUUCAAGGCAGCUGAUUGCAGACAACAACAAACGAUCUCUGAUACACAAGAAAACCUUGAGGUCAUAGCCAAAGCUAAACAUCUGACUGAUCCGAGUUCAUCAAACAAGAAUCAUCUACCAGCUCCACAUGAACCUUUGAAGUUUUACAUCAACGCUAAACCUCCCGCGGGAUGCCUGUUUUACUUCGCGUAUGGUGUCGAUAUGAACAUUAAAAGGAUGUCUAUCUAUCUACGUCGAGAGCAUAAACGAAGAUGGGGGGUACUCUUUGGAUUUAGACUUUGCUUCAAUAAGAAGGGUUCAUCAUCUGACGCCGGUGGAUUUGCGAACAUAGAGUUCAGUCCCGGUAGUUCAGUAGAAGGCUGUGUCUACACACUAACAGAUGCAGAGUUAUCCAUAUUAGAUAACUGUAUGGGAUAUCCCAAGCAUUACACGCGGGCUGUUUUACCUGUGUGGAUGUGUAAUUCCUACCAGCCCUCCCUCCACGGGGUCGCCCAAUACUGUGUGCCCGCGGUACUUUACAUUGCUGAACAACAAUGGGUUCAACCAGAUGCURCUGGCGCCCUCGAUAAUAGCUACAGUGUAAGUCAGUGUCUAAAGGCAACAGAUAUAUUAACACCAAGUUAUAUGGAAUACUUAAGUCACCUUACAACCUCUGGAAACUAACUUCGACUGAGUUCUUGCAGUGUUAGGAGC
Messenger RNA from Actinia tenebrosa (Australian red waratah sea anemone), 3253 nucleotides. RefSeq lists its product as uncharacterized. The record is from RefSeq and is a predicted model, not a curated record. NCBI's taxonomy places the organism in Eukaryota, Metazoa, Cnidaria, Anthozoa, Actiniaria, Actiniidae. Gene Ontology annotation, molecular function: gamma-glutamylcyclotransferase activity.